GUUGUCUACUCUAUUGGAUUUCCUUGUGUGUGUUUUUUGAGUGUGAGGCUACUCCUUUUUUUUUUUUCUUUGGUUUUCUAUUCUUUUCUUUUCUUUUUUGCCCCCACUUUUCUCUUCUCGUCCUUGGUUCUCUUGUUCUUCUCAUUCACACCCAUCCACAUACAACACUUGCGCACACAUCCACACACAUGGCGCUGCGCGUGGUCCUGCUGCCGCUGGUGCUCGUUGCCGCAUGCAUUGCAUUGACGACGCGGCCCGCUCUGUCGGCGUAUGUGGAGACAUUAAUGUCAAGUCGUUACAAUCCCUACACGCCAGCUGGAGUGACUGGGUGGAGUUUCUUCGAGAGUCUGGACUCCAAUUGCUACAUUAAAGCUAUUUCCAGCGACUACGACAAUGGUGCACAGGAUAGAAAUUGGAGAGUCCAAGCUGCAUGUAUUACCUCCACUGCCGGUGAAUCUUACACGAGCGGCUCCUUCGUCAUCCCGGGGGUGACGGGGCCGACUGGGUUUCCCAACAAUGGAUCAUGGAACUCUCUCAAUGGCGCCUUGAACAAGUAUUUGAGCUACGGAUACAUGUUGGACGGCCUGGGGUCCACUUUCGAUGCUACUUGGAAAGAUCGAUACUACGAGGGCCGUGGUAGAGCCACACCAGCGGAAUUUGAAACGGGCACUUGCGCGUGGCUACCGACGGCGAACGCGGCACUAGGCCCACUCGGCGCCACUUGCAGCGGCACCUUUUCUUACUUUGCCGGCGUGAGCUCGACUUACGACAACACCAACAAGGACCGCAUCUGGAAGUACUAUUGCUGUGCAAUGGCACCAAAGGCCUGUCCGGCAAUUCCAGCGCUGACCAAUGGAACGUGGGUUUGUCCAUACACCACUGUGGGAGCCGUCUGCAACCAAACGUGCUCGCUGGGAUCACGUCCAAGCACGUCUGGAGCGACCGUCACUUGUCAGAGCAACAAAGCGUGGACGACCUCGACGGCGACCUGCAACCUCGGAAGCUGCGGUAGUUUGCCCACAGUUGCGCAUGGGAGCUUUUCCUGCAGCUCUGGCAGUCUGUAUGGCGCAUCGUGCUCGCUCGGCUGCGACGAUGGCUACCAACCCUCAGCUCCCACGUCCAUCAGCUGCGGGGACACUGGCACGGCAUUUGCAUGGUCGACGCCCAGCAAUGGCUGCGGGCUUGUCUCGGCGUAUUGCGAUGCGGCCUUCACGAUCGCACCAGAGCAUGGCUCGGUCGAUUGCGGGACAUCCCCGCAGCAGCUCGGCACGGUCUGCAGCUACAGUUGCAAUGCUGGCUACAUUCUUGCCACAGAAGGUGGCACGGCGACCACCCGGACAUGCGCUACCCUCAAUAGUGCCCAAGGCCAGUGGACUGGCGGAUCGUACCCGGUAUGCGUGCUCGACCCGGCGUACUGCUCGGGAGUGUCCGCUCCGACGCACGGCGAGGUGAACUGCGACAACCGCGCCCUGGGUGGCUCGUGCGUCUACGAAUGCACGUCUGGAUAUCAGAUUCGCGGCCAGGCCGCGCACACUACCUUCACGACCACAUGCACUGUGAGCGACUGGUCGGCGGCCGCUCCAGUGUGCGAUCCUGUCGAGUGCUCGACGCUGUCGUUGCUGUUUGGUGACGUGACGUGCUCGGCUGGAAUGCACUACCCUUCGACCUGCACGGCCUUUUGCCACGAAGGUUUCGAUCUGAGCGGAGCUGUUACAGUGGUGACGUGCAAUGCCAGUGCUCAAUGGGAUGCAGACCUUUCUGCCCUCUGCACAGUGCACUACACCCCUCCUGCUUCAGACGAUGCUCAAACCACGGCGAUUACAGCCGGCGUUGGCGCGGGCGUUGUGUGCCUGCUGUUGCUUGCGCUGAUUCUGAUCGUUAUCCUGGCUCGUCGUCGUCGUGCCGUAAAGAGAACCUCUCCGAGCACUCUCGAAGCAAGAAAUGGUGGCGGCAGCGUGUUGGAUGCUCCACUUGUUCGACACGAUGAAGCGGCGCCCAACUCACCUGCCGCCGAUGCCAACUAUGACGUUCUUGGCCAGCAUCGGACCGAUACUGACUUGACCGAGCAAGGAUACUCGUCGCCCGGUGCGAUGUCCGGAUAUUCAACUCUUGGCUCUCCCAAAGCGAUCGAGGCCAACUACAAUGUUUCCACUGGAUCCGGCGUGUCGCAACCUCCCGAGUAUUCCAACUGAGUGUACUUUCGAUCAAAUUUCGUCGUUCAACAGACAUGUGUUAGGUGUGCUGAUUGGAUUCGGCGCAUGCCCCAGUUUUGCGUUUUGUGAAUGAUUCUGCCGCCGAGUUUUUCUUUUUUUCUGUUGAAUCAAUUUGUUUUUUGUGCUUCUUGUCGCGCAUCUCUGUUUCAAUCGAACAAGUCGAGUUGGAUGGCAUCCUAAACAGCUGGG
Capsaspora owczarzaki ATCC 30864 is the source of this 2402-nucleotide messenger RNA. RefSeq lists its product as hypothetical. The record is from RefSeq and is a predicted model, not a curated record. The coding region runs from base 189 to 2192 and encodes 667 amino acids. Lineage: Eukaryota; Filasterea; Ministeriida; Capsasporidae. The transcript is spliced from 7 exons.